GACCGCCGCCCGCCCUCGCUGGACUCGCACCUCGACGCCGCCCGCGCGCCUCAACGCUGGACUCCACGACGCGCCCCGCUGACGCCCCGAUUCUCCCCCUCCACCCCGUCGACGCGUGGCUGCAGAGCCUGACGCGGUCGUCGCAGGCCGCUCCCCUGCCAUGCGCCAUGGCUGAAGGCGACGAUGCGCUCGACGAGCCCCAGCCCGCGCCGAACCCGGACGCCCUGACGACGGUCAACGACUUCCUCGACUACACCGAGUACUUCCCCUCGGACCUGGUGCGCUCGCUGACGCUGAUCGGCGACUGCGACCAAGCCUACCGCGACGCCGCCCAGCACGUGCACGACCUGGCCGCCCUGUACGGCCGCCUGCCCGCCCUGCCCGACGACGAGCGCCCCGACCCCGCCGCCCUGCGCCGCCAGAUGGCCCGCCGCCUGCAGCACGCCAUCAGCCAGCGCCACUUUGCCUGCACCGAGGCCGCGCGCCUGUACGAGCUCUCGCUGCGCCACUGCCACCGCUCCGCCGUCAUCAGGCGCAAGCUGCACGCCCAGCCCCAGCCGCCGUCGCGCGACCCCACGCCCGCCGCCGUCUCGCCGCCGCCUGCCCGCCCGCUGCACCGCCCCGCCGACCGCCCCGCCCACCUGCGCCUGACCUUCGACGCCGCCCGCCACCGCAACACGGCCGUGCCCCUGCCCUCGCGCCGCGCCCGCGCACACAGCCCAGACUCCGACUCGGGCUCGGACCGCGACGCCGACGUCGACGCCCGCAAGCCCAAGCGCCCCGCCGACAGGCCGCCCAAGCCGGCGCGGGCGCGCGCGGCGGGCGGCGUGCUGGGCACAAACGUCCACAGCACCAUCGCCGGCAUCUCGACCAGCAACGCCCUCGCCCAGCUGCACCCGCCGCCGCCCGACGCCCGGCCCGGCAGCCGCUGGGCGCCGUGGCGCAAGCUGACCGAGUACGAGAUGGCGGUGCUGCGCAAGUCGAUGAAGAAGAACGCCGUGUGGACGCCCAGCCUCACCAUGGUCAACCGCGAGCUCGAGCGCAAGCACCGCACAAAGGGCGACUUCGAGCGCGAGCGGGCGCGCUGCGAGGCCGCCGGCGACGUCUUCCUCGACGAGCAGCCCGAGACGCUGCAGCAGAUCAUGGCCGCGCAGGGCAUGGGCGACCAGAUCGUGAACGUCCCGGCCGCAGAAGCCCCCGCCCGCUCCAGCGAGCCCGUCGACGACGACGCCGGCGAAGACGUCACCGUCGCCAUCCGCACGGGCCCCGUCGAGGCAAAGGACGGCAGGAACCUCGACCGGAGCACGCGGCGCCAGAAAGCCCUGCGCGACACCCAGGUGCUCGAGGACGCCACCAAGAACCUCACCAUGGCCGCCGACGGCCUCAAGGAGCUCACCUUCGUCUCGGCGGCCGUCGCAGCGUCCAGCGCACAGAAGAGGAAGACGCCGGCCCGGUCGUCGAACAAGCGAAAACGCGAUGCAUCGCCACCCCCCGCGCUGGAAACGGCCACCGAGGCCACCAACGACGCAUCGCCAGCACACGCCGACAGCGCCGCCGAGGAGCCCGACGCAAAACGCCAGCGUGUAGAGCUCACUGCGCCAUCGCCAUCGCCCGACGCCCCCGCAUCACCCCUUGGCUCCGUCCACUCGACGCCCGACAUGGAGGAGCCGCUCCCCGAAGACCCCGGUGCUCUGGCUGUGGACGCCAUCGACCCAGCACUAGAGAGUGCCACGCCAGCAUCAGAGGCCAUGGACACGGCUGCCGAUGCCGAUUCAGCCAGUGCGGUGCCUGUUGCGAGUGCACCGCAGACGCCCGUCGUCUCCCACGUCGAGGAAUCGGUGCCUGCCCAAACCUCCCCGUCUGCAGCCCCGUCUCCAACCGCACACCCUCCUGUGCCAUCUCCAGAGAAGCCAAAGACGGCAUCAUCCACGACCACCCUGCAAGUCCCGCUCGCGCCUGCUGGCCCGAGCACGCCUGAAGUGAACAAGAAACAAGAAACAAAGCCAUCACACGAGCAGCCCACCGUCGCUUCGCAGCCACCAAACGAACCAGCAGAUCAACCAGUCGCUCUGGCAACAACUCCCAACUCAGUUGUCCCGAUAUCUGACACGCCUCCUGCUUCCCCGAGUCCUGCAACACCCACCACCGUUCCAGUCGUUCCAGCACCUUCGACCAGCCCGACAUCCCCUACCGAGAUAGCUCCACUGCCCGAAUCUGGCUCUGCGGUUGACAUCUCUGCCGGCAUUGCUGCGACUGCGCCUGCUUCCCCGUCAGAUCAGGGUCCUUUGGCAGAUGAUCCUCCCGCUGAAUCGGCAUCUGUAUCGCCUCUAUCCGGACCAGUCACUUCAACACAUGCAGCUGAGUCGGCUCACUCGUCGGCGGCCACUCCGCUAGCUCCUCCCGCUCCUCCACGCUCAACAAGCACAGCAGCGUCUUCACGACCAAAACGCGAGUCCACCGCGCCCAAAGCUUCAAGCCCAAACCCCAUACCCGCCCACCCAAAGAAACCUUCAAGCACCUCUUCUCCAGCCCCAACCCCUGCUCUCGAGCCCACCCAAAUGGUCAUGCGCUCACACUCUCGAAGCCACGUCCCCACCCCCAAAGCGCUAAGCGAAGAGCCAAAAGCCCUCGAGGCCGGCCGCACCACACGCGGCACCCGCCGCCACAGCAUCUUCAGCCAGUCAGCUCUAACAGCCCCGGUGGCCAUACGUGUAAGCAGACGCAAGAAGCCCCCACCAAAAGGCGAAAUUACAUCCGCCGAGGGAGGCCCCAAGACGAUCACAAACACGAAGCGCCAGGGCCGCACGCGCGACCGGAGAAGAAAACCCGCCGAGGAAGAAGAGGAGAUGGAGGAAGAUACGGAUUCGAUCCACCCCGACGAGACGAGGUACUGCAUCUGCAACAACGUUAGUGACGGUGAUAUGAUCUCGUGCGAUAACAACUGCGAGAACGAGUGGUUCCACUUCGCGUGCGUGGGCCUCGAGGACACGCCGCCCAAACGCGCCAAGUGGUAUUGUCCCGACUGCCGCGUCUUGCUCGGCACGGAUGCGUAUGGUAAUCCGCUGGUGCCGCCGCCGCUGCCGGGAAGGAGGGGAAAUCGGUAGGUUUUUUCCCUGUUGGUUUGGUGGGUGCGUGCUGAGUUUUCGAGGGUGAAUAGGUCGAUGUAAUGAUGUUAUUGAUUGGACGGGGUGGGGUUGGGGCGUGAAGGCGUUCUGUUCUGGUAUCGGGUGGGCGUUGGCGGGUUCAUGUGGCAUUGUCGAUGCAUGGAUGUAUGGGUCCAAGGGUUUGGGCUUUUGGCGUUGACUUCUUUCGAUGGGGUCGCUUCUUCGAGAGCAUUGGGCUUUGGGUGUGUUUCCGUGUGCGUACUAUAUUACAUACUCUAUUUCCAUCCCUUCCAUCGCCAAUGUACUACACAACACAAUACUGUGCG
This is a messenger RNA of Dothidotthia symphoricarpi CBS 119687, 3430 nucleotides long. RefSeq lists its product as uncharacterized. The transcript is spliced from 2 exons. Gene Ontology annotation, cellular component: Rpd3L-Expanded complex; nucleus; Rpd3L complex. The coding region runs from base 168 to 3104 and encodes 978 amino acids. Lineage: Eukaryota; Fungi; Ascomycota; Dothideomycetes; Pleosporales; Dothidotthiaceae. The record is from RefSeq and is a predicted model, not a curated record. Gene Ontology annotation, biological process: regulation of DNA-templated transcription.